AUGGAGCCUCCAGCUCGUGGUGCGGAGUCGCAAGAGCACGUCUUGUCGCCGACGAGGCGUCGAUUUGGCGUCUGGUCGUCCUCGUCGUCCACGACCCGCUCGUCUCGCGGUACGGGCUCCCUCUUUGCCCAGCUCCGCCCCGGGUCGGCGGCGGCGGCGGCGGCGGCGGCGGCCGAGGCUGCUGCCGAGGCUGCUGCCGAGGCUGCUGCCGCAGCAGAGGCGGCGGCGCAGGCAGCCGCGUGGGAGAGGGCGCACGCCGGCGACGGCGAUGGCAUCGCCUCGGCCACCGCUUCUGUCCGGUCGUCCGCGUCCGACGCCGAAGCAUCGUGGGCAUCGGCGGACCAAGAUGCCGGCGGGCCGUCGUACUGCUCGGCGGUCGCGUGGGCGGCGGCUCGCCGCGCCUCGGCGGCGGCGGCCGCUUCCGCAAAGGCGUCGCAAGCGCUCGUUGCAGACCUCGAGCGGCCUCGCCCCGGCAGCGCCGGCCUCGCUGGGCGCUCCGGCGGCUCCCCGGCUCCCCUGAGCACGUCCCUGCUGCAGCGGCUGGCGCCUCCGUCGCCGCGCCGCCGCCUCAGCCGCGCCACCUCCGCGGUCCACGCCGCGCCGCCGCCCCUCUCGCGGCGGGCUGCGAGCGGCGGCGCGCUGCCGCCGAUUCGAGACCGCUGCAGCGAGCACAACUCCUCUUUGGGGGAGGCGCCCCGGGGGAGCGGCGUGCAGGGCUCGCCCCACUCGCUGCAGCAGCACGCCGCGGCCACCGACUCGCUGCUCGUCUCGGCGCGAGAUCUGGGGAGAUCUGGGGAGAUCUGGGGAGAUCUGGGGAGGUCUGGGAGGUCCGGGGAGAUCCCGGGAGGUGUGGGGAGGUAUGGGGAGGCGCGGCAGCAGCGGCGGCGCGCCUCCUCGUUCGACGGCGUGCGCGAGCAGCUCGUCUCGAAGCCGCCGCCGCCGCCGCCGCCGCCGCCGCCGCCGCUGCCGCCGCCGCUGCAACACGCGCGCAGCUCCGACUUUGGAAGCGAUUUUGCGGGUGACUUUGCCUCCCAGCGGCGGACCUCGUUUGGCAGGAGCGAGUCGUGGCAGAGCGAGGAGGC
Messenger RNA from Emiliania huxleyi CCMP1516, 1082 nucleotides. RefSeq lists its product as hypothetical. Gene Ontology annotation, cellular component: cytoplasm; actin filament. The transcript is spliced from 5 exons. The record is from RefSeq and is a predicted model, not a curated record. The annotation marks the transcript as partial. Gene Ontology annotation, molecular function: actin binding; microtubule binding. Gene Ontology annotation, biological process: actin filament polymerization. NCBI's taxonomy places the organism in Eukaryota, Haptophyta, Isochrysidales, Noelaerhabdaceae.